Molecule: messenger RNA, 1125 nt
Organism: Oppiella nova
Lineage: Eukaryota; Metazoa; Arthropoda; Arachnida; Sarcoptiformes; Oppiidae
Source: the annotation of a GenBank genome assembly
AUGUCUUCGACCGCAACGUGUGUAGUCAUCAAUGGAUCCAAUGGUGACACCGACUCGGAGGACAUCCAUUGCUUCGAUCACAUCGAGGAUAUCGUAGACAUGGAGGACAUCGAAGACAUUGCCAUAGAUUACGAUCAGAUGAGAGACCUAUUGGUGUUCACUUCAGAUGAUAUGAACAAUGGUUUGGAUGGAAGACAAUUGAAUCCAAUUGAGUGUCAAUUAAAUGCAGAUCUCAUUGAGGAGUACUUCAAACCCAAUGACAUCUCGAAAGUCUUGGAAAUCAUCGAAACUGUGGACACAACUCGUGAGACAAUCAAUGACGUGAAUACAAGUGACAAUUGUGUCAUUGAAAGUCGGGAUAACAACACAAAUGGCGUUAAUUUGAUCCCAAAACGCAAGAAACAGAAGACUAGUGACACUAAAUCGGGAAAACAGUUGAGGUUUUUGUUCGAGAAGUUUGGUCUUCGAGUCAAUGAUAAGAGUCGUACGAAUGGUACGAAUGGCUCACAAGUUGUCGACAAUUCUGGAAGAAUUCACACCAGAAGUCAAACCAACUCUAAGGCCAGGCCAUCGAAAUCAGAUGAAACUCUUAGCCAACCAACGGAUCAGUCGUCCAAUCAGGUGAAGACAAUUGUGUCCAAAAGUAAUCCCAAACCCCAUUCAAAGACACAAAUGUUGGCGAAUAAGGACUCAAAUAAUGAAAGAAAUGUUUUAAAUGACGGAAAUCUCACCAAAAAUGACAAUCAAUGCCAUCGAAGACAACUCAAUGGAAACCAAUCCAAGAAAUUGGUGCCAAACAAUGGUUUUAAGCCUAAGAUUAUGGCCUUUCCUAAUCACGUUAUUCAUAAUUACUCGAAAUCAUGUGAAAAAAUUGUGGAACCGAUGGAACCGAUGUGUGCGAAGACAUCUAAUGAUAAUACCGUGACGGUUAUGUCCACCAAAUGUGACAAUCAGUUGAAUUCAAGUUCAAGAAGUGAUUCAAGGGCUGAAGGGUCGGUCGCUAAAAUACACGUAAAUACUGUUGUGAAUCACCCUUCGGUCCACAUCUACACCAAUCAGCCAAAGGCCGCACUCGACAUAACUGUCGGCCCAAUAGUCACUACAAAUAGACUAAUUAUCUUCUGA